AUGCCAAAACGGUUUUCAAUGCCGGAAAUAGAUUCGUCGCUUCUGUUGACCCAAACGUUGGGCGACAACGAGUUGACAGAAGAGGUGAAGAAGUGUCGGAUCCUUUUGGUGGGCGCCGGAGGUAUCGGCUCCGAAGUGAUCAAAGACCUGCUGUUAAUGGGCUUCGAGACCAUUGAUGUCAUCGAUUUGGACACAAUCGACGUCUCGAACCUCAACAGACAGUUCCUCUUCAAUCGACAACAUGUGGGCAAAAGUAAAGCGGAAAUCGCGGCCAAAGUGGCGGUCGACCACUUCGGCCACAACGCGUCCGUCGCCGUCAAAGCCAUCCACAACUCGAUCCAGAGUUCGGAGUUUGACAUCGAUUUCUACAAAAGCUAUACUUUGGUGAUCAACGCGUUGGACAACAGAGCGGCCAGAAGUCACGUGAACCGCAUGUGUUUGGCUGCGGGCGUACCGCUGGUGGAGUCGGGCUCCGAGGGCUAUAUGGGACAGGUGUUCCUCAUCCACAAGACUGUCACCCAAUGCUAUGAGUGUGAGGGACCCAAACAGGACAGCCGCACAUUCGCCUCGUGUACCAUCAGAAACACGCCAUCGCUUCCCAUCCAUUGCAUCGUUUGGGCCAAACAUCUCUUCGCCCAACUCUUCGGCGAAGUGGACGCCGACAACGACGUGAGUCCCGAUAACACCGAUCCGGAGUUGACUACAAGUGAUAACAAGGAUGAUAGCAAUGGCUUGACUUCGACCGCAAAACAACAGUCGACAAGAGAUUGGGUUAAGGCUUGUGGUUAUGACACGAAACAAGUGUUCGUUAAGCUAUUCCACACAGAUAUUGAGUAUUUGCUACGAAUGGAUCAGUUGUGGGAAAACAGAACCAAACCAAAGACAAUAGAUUACGAUCGAGUGGUGGCCAAUGAUAUUGAGUUUGACGCCAUCGAGGGUACGAGUAGUUCCAAUGGUUUGAAUGGUUCGGGAGAACCGAACCCCGAUCUCAAAGCUCAGAAAGUGGUGGCCAAUGAUAUUGAAUUUGACGCCAUCGAGGGUACGAGUAGUUCCAAUGGUUUGAAUGGUUCGGGAGAACCGAACCCCGAUCUCAAAGCUCAGAAGUUGUGGUCAAUCAACGAAUGCUUAACUAUUUUUGAUGAAAGUAUCAAAGAAUUGAUGAAACGAUUGACUGAUUUUGGAGGAAAUGAUACGUUUUUGGUUUGGGAUAAAGACGACGAAUCGGCUCUUGAUUUCGUGACCGCUGUAUCCAAUCUGCGGUCGUUUUGCUUUCAUAUCAGCCGAAAGUCUAAAUUUGAUGUCAAAUCGAUGGCCGGGAAUAUAAUACCCGCCAUUUCAUCGACCAAUUCAAUAGUCGGCGGUUUAAUUGUUUUGCAAACGCUUAACAUUUUGCGAAAUAAUGUCCACAAAAAGCGAAAUCCAGAGUUGACUACAGAAGAGGCGAAUAAAGCGCUGUACGAGUCGUGUCGUCACGUGUAUCUCCGCAAAGUCGGUCCGUCCGCUAAGAACCUGAUCAGUGCCUACGAGCUCGAGAAGCCCAACCCUAACUGUAUGGUCUGUUCCGCUAAUGUGCCCGAAAUUGAGAUCUCUUUGAGUUUCAAGAAAACG
Medioppia subpectinata is the source of this 1608-nucleotide messenger RNA. The record is from the annotation of a GenBank genome assembly. Lineage: Eukaryota; Metazoa; Arthropoda; Arachnida; Sarcoptiformes; Oppiidae.